AUGGCAUUUGGUAGUUUUAAUGAUAUCUGUAAUAAAGCAGCAUUUCCUUUAUGUUCAGUGGUAGGUAGUCAAAGUAAAGACUUUACCAGAGGAAUUUUACCCGAAUGUUACGCUAGACCAGUUGAAUUAGCAAACACCAUGAUAUUCCAAAUAGGUAAUGCGUUUGUUCAAUUUGGUGGAUUAGCUGUAUUGUUAAUGAUUAUCUUUAAUAUCAGACAAAAAUAUACUGCUAUUGGUAGAAAAGAAAUGUUGCAUUUUACUUACUUAUUCAUAGGAUUAUUAGUAAGUACAUUAGUUGUAGAUUGUGGUGUUAGUCCACCAAGUUCAACUAGUUAUAGUUAUUUCGUUUCUAUUCAAUUAGGUUUAGCAUCAGCUACAUGUAUAUCAUUAUUAUAUAAUGGUCUUGUUUGUUUCCAAUUCUGGGAAGAUGGAUCCAGGAAAUCCAUGUGGUUAUUAAGAAUAAUAUCAUUAAUUUGGUUUUUAAUAAAUUUUUUCGUUUCCGUUUCAAGUUUUAAAAGUUGGGGGAUUACCAAUAAUAAAGAUACUUUAGCUAUAUUUAUUAUAACUUAUAUUGUUAAUGCUAUCAUAUUAGCUACAUAUGUUGUAAGUCAAGUCAUUUUAGUGUUCUUUGCUUUAGAUUCAAAUUGGCCGUUAGGUGCUAUAAGUUUAGCCGUAUUCUUUUUUGUUGCUGGACAAGUAUUAGUUUAUGUGUUCAACGUACAAAUUUGUAAAGGUACUUCACAUUAUAUCGAUGGAUUAUUCUUUGGAUCCCUUUGUAAUAUUUUUGCUGUGAUGAUGAUUUAUAAAUUUUGGGAUAUGAUAACUACUGAUGAUUUGGAAUUUUCUGUAGCUACAGCAGAGAAUGGGGUAAACACUUUUGGUAUGGAAGAAGAUAAAAGAAAUAGUAUUUUCUUUAAUUAG
Molecule: messenger RNA, 921 nt
Organism: Yamadazyma jaroonii
Lineage: Eukaryota; Fungi; Ascomycota; Pichiomycetes; Serinales; Debaryomycetaceae
Source: the annotation of a GenBank genome assembly